Messenger RNA from Schizosaccharomyces osmophilus, 891 nucleotides. It is a transcript of the gene tsf1, whose product is annotated as mitochondrial translation elongation factor EF-Ts Tsf1. The transcript has a single exon. Gene Ontology annotation, molecular function: translation elongation factor activity. Gene Ontology annotation, biological process: mitochondrial translational elongation. Lineage: Eukaryota; Fungi; Ascomycota; Schizosaccharomycetes; Schizosaccharomycetales; Schizosaccharomycetaceae. Gene Ontology annotation, cellular component: mitochondrial matrix. The coding region runs from base 1 to 891 and encodes 296 amino acids. The record is from RefSeq and is a predicted model, not a curated record.
AUGUUAAGAUUAAAUAUCAUGCGCCAGCGUCUUAGCGCGAUUCAGAGACCUUUUGUAGCUGGUAUGCGUCUGCGAGGAUACAGCAAGAUGAGCGGUAAAAUGAGUAAUAUAAAAACCCUCAGAAUGGAAAACACUGCUUCUAUAGAUAUAAUAAAACAGGCUGUUGAAGAAGCAGGUGUCGGAAACCUUGAAAAAGCAAGAGAGAUUCUCUCAAAGAAAAUUCAGCAACGCGGAGGAAAGAUUGCAGAAAAAACAAAAGACCGUAUCGCUAAGCAAGGAUGGAUUUCUCAAUGUGUGUCAGCCGAUCGAAGGAAAGCAAUUAUGGUCGAAGUUAAUUGUGAAUCUGAUUUUGUGAGUCAAACAGCAUCUUUUCAAGAGUUCUCUAGAACUAUUGCAUCUUCUCUUCUUCCUCAUAUUCCAUCGACUGAAGCUACCAUUUUCUUGAAUGAUUCCAAUUAUAACACAAUAUUUCAAAACAAGACUUUGGCGCUCCCUACAGACUCUGCCGCGUCGGAUAGCAGCGUCGGAACUUUAAAUGAUUAUUUGCUGAAAGCAACGUCUUUAACUGGAGAAAAGGUAACCAUUAACAGAAUCCUUGGCUUCAAUGCCUUACAACCCAAUUCACGUAUCGGCAUUUAUGCCCAUGGAGCAACAGCUACAGCUUCUACUCAACUGGGACGAAUUGCUUCUAUGGCACUCGUUCGACAAGCAUCAGAUAAGUAUUCUGAAAUAGCAGGCUUGGUUGCAAAAGAAAUUGUUGCCCAAGCACCGGAGUCUACCGACGAGCUUCUAUCUUUGCCUUCUAUUUCUCAGUCGCCCAAGACUAUUCAGGAAUUAUUAAAUGGCGGCAGUAUUUUAAAUUGGAUCCGUUGGGAACGCGGUACUUCUUAA